AGAAGACUCAUUUCUUCCCAUUAGAAACGACAGACUGUGGUCUAUUUUGGGUUACUUAUUUAAAAAAAUCGUUGUCCAGUUUCCGCUCUGUUUUAGCUAACUAACAAUCUAGUUAGUUGUUUAGCCGUCUUUGUUUAUAUUGAUAAAACACUCUUAUUUUGACACAAUUUAGGUCGCCAACCUAUCGUCAGUCAUUUAAUAAGUGCAAGUUCGCGAAAAGAAAGAAAGCAACCACGAAGAAUAUGGAGGUUGAUUUCACAGAGCAAGACGCUAGUAGCACGGACGAAGAAGACACCGUCAGCUCUUCUGUAUCUGAAGAUGGAGACAGCUCGGAGAUGAACGACGAGGACUGCGAGAGGAGACGAGUGGAAUGCAUGGACGAGAUGACUACCCUGGAGAAGCAAUUCGGCGACUUGAAAGAACAGCUGUACAAGGAGAGGCUCUGUCAGGUGGAUAUAAAGCUACAGGAGGUCAUAGCAGCCUGUGCCCAAGAGUAUCUGGAACCACUGGCCAACCUACAGGAGAAUAUGCAGAUCAGAACUAAAGUGGGCGGGAUCUACCAAGAGCUGUGUCUGGAGUCUGUGAAGAACAAGUACGACUGUGAGAUCCAGGCUGCCUGCCAACACUGGGAGAGCGAGAAGCUGUUGCUGUUUGACACGGUGCACAGUGACUUGGAGGAGAAGAUCAGACGCCUGGAGGAGGACCGACACAGUAUCGACAUCACCUCAGAACUGUGGAACGAUGGUUUAUGUUCACGGAAGAACAAGACGAAGGAUCCCUUCUGCCCUGUCAAGAAAAAGAAGCCUGUUGUUGUCUCAGGUCCAUAUAUUGUUUACAUGUUGCAAGACCUCGAUGUACUUGAAGACUGGACAGCAAUACGAAAGGCACCACAGGUGGAGGUGACAUUAGGGUCGCACAGGGUCAAGGUUGAUGUCCCUACCAAGGUGGACAGACACCACCAUGUGGCGAGGUCAGAGGAGGGCAGACUGUUCUAUGACAGCCAGUGGUAGUGCAGAGGACAGGCCUUGUGUAUCAACAAGAAGGACCAACACACUACCAGCGCCAUAAUAACCGCCAUAAACCAUGACGAGGUGUGGUUCAAACAGCCUGACUGUCCAAACUCUACGUCCCUCAGCUGCAGGAAGGCAAAUACACCAUCAAACAUUCCUAAUGUCCCUCACAGCCUGCCGUACUCUUUCACCCUGGAUAACAGAUGAACUCCACUGCCAUAAUGUCCUCUCCUUUAUGUCAGUGGACUUAAGCAAGCCUGGUCAACCCCCCCCCGUGCGAUGCAGUGCCUUAGACCGCUGCGCCACUCGGGAGGCCCCAUAGUGUGCCUUUUUUUUUUAACAAGGUGAUACCUACAGUCUUGAACUAACCCUGCUCUUCUGGCCGGUGAGAACAGGACGAGGAUCAAGUCCAGGACAAUUGGUUGUGACUGGAUGGCUGGCUAAACCCUGGCCCUAGUGAUGUGUUUCCUUCACUGUGAGACCCCCACCUCUUGUUGUCAUCUUUCAUGUCUCUGUUACUAUUCUGAUACGGAUACACCGCUCUCGCUUUUUCUGUCUUCCUGCCCUUCUCAAGGGGACAUGAGACCAUUUUCACCUAACCAAUGCUGUCAGAUGUGUUAUCAAUUCAAGGAAGGAAGGAUGGAUGUUAACUGUAUUUUAGCAUGGCCAAGGUCAGUAGAGAUGUGUCAAAAUGUCUGGUUGUUGUACAAUCACGUCCAUGCAAUCCCAGUCUUUUGCACAUUAUUGGAUAUUGUGAGAACAUUUGUUUGUCUGUGUAUAAAGUACCACCUGCCAACUUUUUUAAUUUUUUUUAAUUAUUAUUAUUUUUUUUACAUCUUAAGGAUUCUCAACAUAUUAUGAAUUGUGUAGAUGUUACAUGCUGUAUAUAAUGGGAGCAUCUGCUGUUUUUUUUUUGCAGCCUAUGAAGAAUUCUACUUAUGUCCGUCUGAGUACGACCAGACCAAAUGUUUCACUGCCAUCAGUUGAACAGUAGUCCUGCUGCCUUGAGGUUUUAGUUGUAGAGUUGUUUUAUUUACGCUCCGUCUACACUUCAUUGUCAUGUUAUGCGGGAGGAAAAUCUGAAUAAAAUGUCAGUCACAAUUCAUGUACAGCAAAUAAAAUAUUUAAUUUUGUAGUAAA
Messenger RNA from Oncorhynchus tshawytscha (Chinook salmon), 2150 nucleotides. RefSeq names its product breast cancer metastasis-suppressor 1-like protein-A. Gene Ontology annotation, cellular component: Sin3-type complex. Gene Ontology annotation, biological process: negative regulation of transcription by RNA polymerase II. The coding region runs from base 243 to 1010 and encodes 255 amino acids. The record is from RefSeq and is a predicted model, not a curated record. Gene Ontology annotation, molecular function: histone deacetylase binding. NCBI's taxonomy places the organism in Eukaryota, Metazoa, Chordata, Actinopteri, Salmoniformes, Salmonidae. The transcript is spliced from 10 exons.